Selaginella moellendorffii is the source of this 2369-nucleotide messenger RNA. Its product is annotated as serine/threonine-protein kinase STN8, chloroplastic. Gene Ontology annotation, biological process: protein phosphorylation. Lineage: Eukaryota; Viridiplantae; Streptophyta; Lycopodiopsida; Selaginellales; Selaginellaceae. Gene Ontology annotation, molecular function: protein kinase activity; ATP binding. The record is from RefSeq and is a predicted model, not a curated record. The transcript is spliced from 17 exons. Bases 72 to 2072 code for a protein of 666 amino acids.
UAUUUUGCGAUCCAAGAAUCGCAAUCUUAUCGCCUAGCUGUGGUGCGGGAGGGGCGGCGAUCUCUGGCGCCAUGACGUCCUACGCUGCCGCAUUGGGAUCGCCAUGGCUUGGACGUCCGAUCCAGCUGCGCAAGCUCCGAGGAGGUUCCCGGGGUCGUAUUUCCAGCGCCAGCGCUGGAUUCCGGGUGAGCGUCGCGAGCUUGGAGCGCAGUAUGAUGGAAUCCAGUGUCGGGAAUGCAUUGCGGGAGAGUGGUCUUUUUUUCCAUAAGACGAUCUUGCAAGACUCGUUGGAAGUGCUUCCCAGCUCGCAGACUUCUCUGGAAUGGUGGGCUGUCGCAGCACCGGCAAUGCUUUGGUUCUUGCUGGCUUCUCCUGGCGGCAUUUCUGGCGUUGUUGACUUCCUCGCUUCUCCUUUGCAUGCUCGUCGUCAAAGGGAAUUCCCAGCCAAUGAAGUUGAGGUUGGAAGACGCAUUGGAGAAGGAUCGUUCGGAAUCGUCUAUGAUGGAUACAUUGGCCGAGGAACCAAUGGCGACGAGGGCAUGCAUGUCAUUUUGAAGAAAGCGAAAGCUCAAGUUUCGGGCUCUUCAGAAAUGCACAAUACGGAAGUGUACAUGAACCGGUACUUGCAGAGAAACGCGCCAGAGGCUGUGGCUGAUUUUCUGGGAACGGUGCGAGUCAAGCAGGAUCAAGUCAAAAGAAAGUUAACAGAGGGGCUGUGGCUAGUGUGGAAGUUUCAAGGCUACCAUACGUUGAAUCACUACAUGAAACAAAAGACAUUUCCAGAGAAUCUCUCAAAGCAACUUCUCGGAGACAGUGCCACAAACAAGCGUUAUGGCUCUACAAACCAACGACAAAAUGCUCUAAUUCUCCGAACUAUAAUGACUCACUUGUUAUAUAACCUACAACAAAUCCAUGGAACCGGCGUUGUGCACCGUGAUGUAAAGCCAUUAAAUCUAAUUCUCGCUGGCGAUACGGAUACUUUUAAGCUCGUUGACCUUGGCGCAUGUGUCAAUCUACGGUCCGGUUACAAUUACGUUCCAAACGAAACAAUCAUGGACCCAGAUUAUGCACCUCCUGAGCAGUACGUCAUGCCGACGAGAACGCCAAGGCUUCCUCCUGAUCCACUUUGCUCGCUAAUCUCGCCACUCAUCUGGCUUUUGAAUACUCCAGAUCGUUUUGACGUAUUCUCAGCUGGUUUGGUGAUGAUGCAGUUGUCUGUAAAAUCUUUGCGACAUGAGAGUGCGAUGAAGCACUUUUCUGGAGAACUUAAGCGCGCAGGAUACGAUUUGAACAAGUGGAGGAAAAAAUGUCAAGUUCCGAAGGAAGAGUUUUCCCUUUUGGAUGCUGAUGAUGGCGCUGGCUGGGAGCUUGUAACUGCUUUGCUUCAACCGCGGCACGACAAGGCAUUCAUGAUUUGGCCCAGCCUUGUGAGAGGUCGUCCUUCUGCAGCAGCUGCACUGAAGCACCGUUUCUUUAGAGGGACUCGUCGUGUGGAGCCGAUCAAGAUUGAAUUUCCGAAGUUUCCUCCUAACUUCGAACCAGCGGCUGUCCCGAUGGCUGCCCUUUCCCUGAUGGCAGAAUCUGGUGCUGGAAUCAAAGUGUUACAAGAGAAAGUGGUGGGCGAAAUGGCUACUAAACUCAAGAGCCCAGAGUUCACAUAUGCUAUUACAGCAGCUAUUCCCAUAGCUGCGUUGAUCUGUUUGGGAUUAUCUUCGGGCUGGAUGCUGAUGCAAGGGCUUCAAACGUCAGCACAGUUGUCCUACGGGGUCAGCCAGAAUCUUGGGAUAACUGGCCCAGCCUCGGCUGCGUUUUGCCUUUUCGUUCUCAAGCAAUUGCUCGUCGGUUCAGCGGCUAAAACCAACAAAAACGACCAGCGGAGUACCAGCACCGGACUUGCGAGCGUUUCCGGCUAUGGUGAAGUGAGAAGACUAGCGGAAGAAGUUGGAGCCUUGGACACUCGCCUGGGCUCGCUUGAAGCGCUGGUGACAAUCGACAGUGGAGAGUCACUGGAAGACAAGCACUAUCAGCAAAUUGCUCGGAUGCAAAGCCUGUUGGCGCAACCGCAGCGAUAACUUGUAAGUGGCUUCUAUUCUCAACUUCGUUCUCAGGGAAAUCAAUCAUCCAUGCCUUGAGAAUAGCUUUGCAAAAUUUAUCUUUGUGCUAAGGGGAUGUAGCUCAGAUGGUAGAGCGCUCGCUUAGCAUGCGAGAGGCACCGGGAUCGAUACCCGGCAUCUCCAAGUCCCGGCAGGCAUGUCAACCCCAAAGUUUCAAGAAUUAAGUUUUCCAAAUAUCGGCGCGAACGACCAUCCUUUUUUUUAUCGUUCCUGGUGCACGAGAUUCGACAGUGAUUUAACAGGUCCGAUUCAUGA